CAGCCUACAGCUUCGUGAACACUUCUGGACUUUUAUUUUGAAGCGCGUGACCUCAUUUACCCCGGAAGCUGUACUCUUUGCUGUUGCGAACGUCACACAGUUUGAGCAAGAUGGCGUCUGGUAGAAAGGUGUGUUAGCAGAGUGUCUUUGUUGUGUUUUUAAAGUGUGAACAUGUCUAAAGUCCAAAUGCUGAGAUCGUUGGUGAAGCAGCGACUAACUGCGGCUGCUGAAGAGAUAUUUGGGCUGGUUGAAAGAACGAUAGCAGAGUACGAGGAGGAACUUUGUCGAUCAAAAGAGGAGAACGAGCGACAACGGAAACUAAUGGACGCUGUUUUCAACCCUCAGCUUCGGUUACACAGAGCAGACGUCCAGCAGCUGUUGGUGGUUAAAGAAGAGGUUCCCCCUGAGCAGCAGGAGUGGAGCUCCAGUGUGGACCAGGAGGACCCAGAGCCUCCACACAUUAAAGAGGAACAGGAGGAACUCUGGAUCAGUCAGGAGGGAGAGCAGCUUCAAGGGCUGGAGGAGGAUGAUAUCACCAAGUUCACAUCCACUCCUGUCCCUGUGAAGAGUGACGAUGAUGAAGAGACACCUCAGUCCUCACAGCUUCAUCAAAGACACACUGAACAGAUGGAAACAGAAGCAGAGGGAGAGGACUGUGGAGGAGCAGAACCAGCCAGGAACUUAGAUCCAGAUACACAUUUACAACCUGAGACUGAUGACAAGUCUGGAGAGUCCUCUGGACCUGAGACUGAUGACAGUGAUGAUUGGAAGGAGACCAGAGAACCUCAGUCAGACGUCCAGCAGCUGUCGGUGGUUAAAGAAGAGGUUCCCCCUGAGCAGCAGGAGUGGAGCUCCAGUGUGGACCAGGAGGACCCAGAGCCUCCACACAUUAAAGAGGAACAGGAGGAACUCUGGAUCAGUCAGGAGGGAGAGCAGCUUCAAGGCCUGGAGGAGGAUGAUAUCACCAAGUUCACAUCCACUCCUGUCCCUGUGAAGAGUGAAGAUGAUGAAGAGAAACCUCAGUCCUCACAGCUUCAUCAAAGACACACUGAGCAGAUGGAAACAGAAGCAGAGGGAGAGGACUGUGGAGGACCAGAAGCAGCCAGGAACUCAGAUCCAGAUACACAUUUACAACCUGAGACUGAUGACAGUGAUGAUUGGACGGAGACCAGAGAACCUCAGUCAGAUGUCCAGCAGCUGUCGGUGGUUAAAGAAGAGGUUCCCCCUGAGCAGCAGGAGUGGAGCUCCAGUGUGGACCAGGAGGACCCAGAGCCUCCACACAUUAAAGAGGAACAGGAGGAACUCUGGAUCAGUCAGGAGGGAGAGCAGCUUCAAGGGCUGGAGGAGGAUGAUAUCACCAAGUUCACAUCCACUCCUGUCCCUGUGAAGAGUGAAGAUGAUGAAGAGAAACCUCAGUCCUCACAGCUUCAUCAAAGACACACUGAACAGAUGGAAACAGAAGCAGAGGGAGAGGACUGUGGAGGAGCAGAACCAGCCAGGAACUCAGAUCCAGAUACACAUUUACAACCUGAGGCUGAUGACAAGACGAGAGAGUCCUCUGAACCUGAGAGCUCCAGGGUGGACCAGGAGGACCCAGAGCCUCCACACAUUAAAGAGGAACAGGAGGAACUCAGUCAGGAGGGACAGCAGCUUCAAGGGCUGGAGGAGGAUGAUAUCAUCAAGUUCACAUUCACUCCUGUCCUUGUGAAGAGUGAAGAUGAUGAAGAGAAACCUCAGUCCUCACAGCUUCAUCAAAGACAAACACAGCAGAUGGAAACAGAAGCGGAAGGAGAGGACUGUGGAGGAGCAGAACCAGCCAGGAACUCAGAUCCAGAUACACAUUUACAACCUGAGACUGAUGACAGUGAUGAUUGGAAGGAGACCAGAGAACCUCAGUCAGGUGUUGCUGGACCGCAGAUGCCUGCACUUGCACCCACUUUUGUGGAAGCGAUUACAAAGCUGGAGCAAACAAUUGAGCAGCUCAAGAUGAAAAGAGACAAGCUCCGUAGUGCAGCGGUAAAUGCACUCAAGACACCAGGCACAAGCGUGCCACCAGCAGCUGCAAACUUAGCAGCUCACAAGCGCAAAUGGGAGUCCUCCUCCUCCUCCUCCUCCUCGUCCUCCUCCUCCUCCUCCUCCUCCUCCUCAACCUCAAGGGAAUCAUCUCCGGAGAGAAAGAACGGGAAGCACAAGAAAAGACACCACAAGAAAGGGAAGGACAAGAAAGUGAAAAAGAGGAAGGAGAAGUUUCCCAAAAGAGACGUCCAGCAGCUGUUGGUGGUUAAAGAAGAGGUUCCCCCUGAGCAGCAGGAGUGGAGCUCCAGUGUGGACCAGGAGGACCCAGAGCCUCCACACAUUAAAGAGGAACAGGAGGAACUCUGGAUCAGUCAGGAGGGAGAGCAGCUUCAAGGGCUGGAGGAGGAUGAUAUCACCAAGUUCACAUCCACUCCUGUCCCUGUGAAGAGUGAAGAUGAUGAAGAGAAACCUCAGUCCUCACAGCUUCAUCAAAGACACACUGAACAGAUGGAAACAGAAGCAGAGGGAGAGGACUGUGGAGGAGCAGAACCAGCCAGGAACUCAGAUCCAGAUACACAUUUACAACCAGAGACUGAUGACAAGACUGGAGAGUCUUCUGAACCAGAGACUGAUGACAGUGAUGAUUGGAAGGAGACCAGAGAACCUCAGUCAGACGUCCAGCAGCUGUCAGUGGUUAAAGAAGAGGUUCCCCCUGAGCAGCAGGAGUGGAGCUCCAGUGUGGACCAGGAGGACCCAGAGCCUCCACACAUUAAAGAGGAACAGGAGGAACUCUGGAUCAGUCAGGAGGGAGCGCAGCUUCAAGGGCUGGAGGAGGAUGAUAUCACCAAGUUCACAUUCACUCCUGUCCCUGUGAAGAGUGAAGAUGAUGAAGAGAAACCUCAGUCCUCACAGCUUCAUCAAAGACACACUGAACAGAUGGAAACAGAAGCAGAGGGAGAGGACUGUGGAGGAGCAGAACCAGCCAGGAACUCAGAUUUGGACAGACAUUUACAACCAGAAAUUGAUGACAAGACUGAAGAGUCUUCUGAUCCAGAAACUGAUGACAGUGAUGAUUGGAAGGAGACCAGAGAACCUCAGUCGGGUUUAAACUCUCUGAAAAAUGAUCAAGUCUCUGUCAAUGAUUUGGUUGUUGGUGAGAAAGGAUUUAGCUGCUCUGAGUGUGGGAAAAGAUUUGGUCACAGUGGAGAUCUGAAGAAACACAUGAGAACGCAUACAGGAGAGAAACCAUUUAGCUGUUCUGAGUGUGGGAAAAGAUUUGGUCACCGUGGAGAUCUGAAGAAACACAUGAGAACUCAUACAGGAGAGAAACCAUUUAGCUGCUCUGAGUGUGGCAAAAGAUUUGGUCACAGUGGAGAUGUUAAGAAACACAUGAGAACUCAUACAGGAGAGAAACCAUUUGGCUGCUCUGGGUGUGGGAAAAGAUUUAGUCGUCGUGGAAUUCUGAAGCAACACGUGAUGGCUCGUACAGGAGAGAAACCAUUUAGCUGCACUGAGUGUGAGAAAAUAUUUUGUUACAGUGGCGAUCUGAAGAAACACAUGAGAUUUCAUUCUGGGGAGAAACCAUUUACCUGUUCUAAGUGUGGCAAAAGAUUUGGUCACAGUGGAGAUCUGAAGAAACACAUGAGAUUUCAUACAGACGUCCAGCAGCUGUUGGUGGUUAAAGAAGAGGUUCCCCCUGAGCAGCAGGAGUGGAGCUCCAGUGUGGACCAGGAGGACCCAGAGCCUCCACACAUUAAAGAGGAACAGGAGGAACUCUGGAUCAGUCAGGAGGGAGAGCAGCUUCAAGGGCUGGAGGAGGAUGAUAUCAUCAAAUUCACAUCCACUCCUGUCCCUGUGAAGAGUGAAGAUGACGAAGAGAAACCUCAGUCCUCACAGCUUCAUGAAAGACAAACUCAGCAAAUGAGAACAGAAGUGGAAGGAGAGGACUGUGGAGGACCAGAACUAGCCAGGAAUUCAUAUUUGGAUACACAUUUUCAACCAGAGACUGAUGACAAAACUGGAGCGUCUUCUGAACCAGAGACUGAUGACAGUGAUGAUUGGAAGGACACCAGAGAACCUCAGUCAGGUUUAAACUCUCUGAAAAAUGAUCAAGUCUCUGUCAAUGAUUUGAUUGUUGACGUCCAGCAGCUGUUGGUGGUUCAAGAAGAGGUUCCCCCUGAGCAGCAGGAGUGGAGCUCCAGUGUGGACCAGGAGGACCCAGCGCCUCCACAGAUUAAAUGGGAACAGGAGGAAUUCCGGAUCAGUCAGGAGGGAGAGCAGCUUCAAGGGCUGGAGGACGAUGAUAUCACCAAGUUCACAUCCACUCUUGUGACUGUGAAGAGUGAAGAUGAUGAAGAGAAACCUCAGUCCUCACAGCUUCAUCAAAGACACACUGAACAGAUGGAAACGGAAGCAGAGGGAGAGGACUGUGGAGGAGCAGAACCAGCCAGGAACUCAGAUCCAGAUACACAUUUACAACCUGAGGCUGAUGUCAGUGAUGAUUGGAAGGAGAGCAGAGAACCUCAGUCAGACGUCCAGCAGCUGUUGGUGGUUAAAGAAGAGGUUCCCCCUGAGCAGCAGGAGUGGAGCUCCAGUGUGGACCAGGAGGACCCAGAGCCUCCACACAUUAAAGAGGAACAGGAGGAACUCAGGAUCAGUCAGGGGGGAGAGCAGCUUCAAGGGCUGGAGGAGGAUGAUAUCAUCAAGUUCACAUUCUCUCCUGUCCCUGUGAAGAGUGAAGAUGAUGAAGAGAAACCUCAGUCCUCACAGCUUCAUGAAAGACAAACUCAGCAGAUGAGAACAGAAGUGAAAGGAGAGGACUGUGGAGGAGCAGGACCAGCCAGGAAUUCAGAUUUGGAUAGACAUUUACAACCAGAGACUGAUGACAAGACUGGAGCGUCUUCUGAACCAGAAACUUAUGACAGUGAUGGUUGGAAGGAGACCAGAGAACCUCAGUCAGGUUUAAACUCUCUGAAAAAUGAUCAAGUCUCUGUCAAUGAUUUGAUUGUUGGUGAGAAACGAUUUAGCUGCUCUGAGUGUGGGAAAAGAUUUGGUUACAGUGGAGAUCUGAAGAAACACAUGAGAACUCAUACAGGAGAGAAACCAUUUAGCUGUUCUGAGUGUGGAAAAAGAUUUUGUUACAGUGGUGAUCUGAAGAAACACAUGACAUUUCAUUCUGGGGAGAAACCAUUUAGCUGUACUGAGUGUGGGAAAAUAUUUUGUUACAGUGGAGAUCUGAAGAAACACAUGAGAAUUCAUACAGGAGAAAAACCAUUUAGCUGCUCUGAAUGUGGGAAAACCUUCUGUUAUAGUGGAGAUCUCAACAAACACAUGAGAUUUCACACAGGUGAGAAACCAUUUAGCUGCUCUGAGUGUGGGAAAAUAUUCGGUUACAGUGGAGAUCUGAACAAACACAUGAGAUCUCAUACAGGAGAGAAACCGUUUAGCUGCUCUGAAUGUGGGAAAACAUUUGGUUACAGUAAAAGUCUUAAAGUACACAUGAAAGCUCAUAUAGGAGAGAAACCAUUUAGCUGCUCUGAGUGUGGGAAAAGAUUUGGUCGUCGUGCAAUUCUGGCAGUACACAUGAGAUCUCAUACAGGAGAGAAACCAUUUAGUUGUUCUGAGUGUGGGAAAAGAUUUGGUGACAGUGGAGAUCUGAAGAAACACAUGAGAACUCAUACAGGAGAGAAACCAUUUAGCUGUUCUGAGUGUGGAAAAAGAUUUGCUCACACUGGAGAUCUGAAGAAACACAUGAGAAUUCAUACAGGAGAAAAACCAUAUAACUGCUCUGAGUGUGGCAAAGGCUUUGGUGAAAAGGGAGAUCUGAAGAUACACAUGAGAUGUCAUACAGGAGAGAAACCAUUUAGCUGUUCAGUUUGUGGGAAAUCAUUUACACAAAAUGCACAUUUACAGACACACUUUAAAAUUCAUGAUAGAGAUAAGUGAUUCAACUGUUCAGUCACUUGGCCUAAGAAGGAUACGAGAGAAACAGCCAGCUUUUUGGGGGGUGGGGGCAGUCGACUGAUGGGAGUGUGCUUAUCUGUGUGCGCACGCGCAUGUGUCCAUAUGUGUGCACGUGCGCACAUUGAAGAAGAACUCUGCCAUGAGCGAUGCAGUGAGCAGAGGAGAACUGUGCGACCAUGUACAGACAGAAAUGACAUGCCACACAGUUUUAGACAGGUCCUCAGACUCUGUAGUGACAAGAACCAAAGCAGCCAAGAACAUGUGUCAUGCUUAAGGGAGACCUACUAAACUUGAGUAAACAAAAAGCUCAAAUAUAACCUCUUGAACACAUACAGAAUAGAAAUAAAUAUUCUUUGAACCAAACACAGAUGCCAUGAAUUGGGGGGAAAGGCGCAGAAAGUCUUGGCAGUUGAAGACAGGGGAGAAAUCGAGAAUUGUUAAUUCCAUAGAAACUGAAAAUGGGACUGUAGCAAGAAACCUGAAAGAAAUGAAUGAUUGCUUUAAACACUAUUAUUCUGCAUAAUAUACAUGGAAGUCCACAGAUGACCCUGCCACAAUUGAUACAUUCUUAUUAACUAUUGAACUACCAAACUUAACAGAGGAGGACCAGGAGGAGAUGAACUCCCCCUUCACUCAAAAAGAAAUCAAAAAAGCCAUCUCCUCAUUACAGUCUAAUAAAUCACCCGGU
This is a messenger RNA of Epinephelus moara (kelp grouper), 6667 nucleotides long. RefSeq names its product gastrula zinc finger protein XlCGF17.1-like. The record is from RefSeq and is a predicted model, not a curated record. Gene Ontology annotation, biological process: regulation of transcription by RNA polymerase II. NCBI's taxonomy places the organism in Eukaryota, Metazoa, Chordata, Actinopteri, Perciformes, Serranidae. The transcript is spliced from 12 exons. Gene Ontology annotation, cellular component: transcription regulator complex; PcG protein complex. Bases 172 to 5961 code for a protein of 1929 amino acids. Gene Ontology annotation, molecular function: RNA polymerase II cis-regulatory region sequence-specific DNA binding; DNA-binding transcription factor activity, RNA polymerase II-specific.